Messenger RNA from Cervus elaphus (red deer), 2223 nucleotides. It is a transcript of the gene UBXN11, whose product is annotated as UBX domain protein 11. Gene Ontology annotation, molecular function: ubiquitin binding. The coding region runs from base 122 to 1549 and encodes 475 amino acids. The record is from RefSeq and is a predicted model, not a curated record. Gene Ontology annotation, biological process: proteasome-mediated ubiquitin-dependent protein catabolic process. Lineage: Eukaryota; Metazoa; Chordata; Mammalia; Artiodactyla; Cervidae. The transcript has 15 exons.
CAAUGAGAAGCGCACGGGUCCUGGUCGCCUGGGAAACCGUGUGACAACAAGAUGGCGGCGCCGCGGGUGGUUCUGUGGCCUGCGUGGGGGUUCCUGACGGCUAGAAUCUAGAAGUAGAAAUAUGAGCUCACCUUUGGCCUCCCUUGGCAAGAUCCGGAGAGUGCCUCUACAGUCGGAGCCUGUAAAUCCUGGGAGGCGGGGGAUAAAAAUCUACGGAAAUGAAGAUGAGGUAGACAUGCUGAAUGACGCUCACGGCUCGGAAGAAAGGAUCUCUGUCCCGUCCUGCUAUGGUGGCAUAGGUGCCCCUGUCAGUAGGCAAGUCCCCGUGUACCAUGACUCGGAGCUGGUGGCCACCCUGACACGGAAACUGCGGGAUCUGGAACAGCAGGUGAAGGUCCAGACUGACGAGAUACUGUUCAAGACUCGGAAGAUACAGGCCUUGGAGGAGUUGGUGGAGACCCUCGAGGAGCACCAGGGCAAGGUGAGCCUGCAGCGGCAGGAGGAGCUGGAGACGGUGUGCGCGAAGCUGCAGCGGCAGGUUGGGGAGAUGGAGCGGUUCCUCGGUGACUACGGCUUGCAGUGGGUGGGCGAGCCCACAGACCAGGAAGACUCGGAGGAUGAUGAGAGGGACUGGAUGACGGCCAAGAAGUUCUGGAAGCCAGGGGACUCGUUGGUUCCCCCCGAGGUGGACUUUGACAGGCUGCUGGCCAGCCUGAAGGAUCUCAGCGAGCUGGUGGGAGACAGCGACACCCAGUUGAUACCAGUGCCCGACAGAGUGCCGCACCGGACCCUUGAACCCAUCCCACUGAGGCUCUACCGGAAUGGCAUCGUGAUGUUCGACGGGCCCUUCAGGCCCUUCCACGAUCCCUCCACGCAGCGCUGCCUCCGAGACAUACUGGAUGGCUUUUUCCCCUCAGAGCUCCAGCGGCUAUACCCUGAUGGCGUCCCCUUUAAGGUGAGUGACCUGCGCAGUCAGGUCUACCCAGAGAAUGGGCUGGACCCGUUCCCAGGUGAGGGCCGUGUGGUAGGCCUGCAGAGGAUUCGAAAACCCUUGGACAGCAUGGAGCAUCCAGGCUCCAGGAUGACUGCCGAGAAGUUUCUGAACAGGCUCCCCAAAUUUGUGAUCCGACAAGGCGAGGUGAUUGACAUUCGGGGCCCGAUCCGGGACACCCUGCAGAACUGCUGCCCGUUGCCUGUCCGGAUCCAGGAGAUCGUGGUGGAGACGCCUGCCUUGGCUGCUGAGCGUGCGAGGAGCCGGGAGUCUCCGGAGUCGCCGGCGCCCCGGCUCUCCAUGCUGCGCAUCAGGUCUGAGAACGGCGAGCAGGCUUUCCUGCUGAUGAUGCGGCCGGAAGACAGGGUCGGCGAUGUGCGCGCCCUGCUCGCACAGGCCAGGGCCGUGGAGCCCACCACCUUCGAGAUCUUCAGUACGUUCCCGCCCACAGUCUACAACGACGACGCGCUCACACUGCAGGCCGCGGGCCUAGUGCCCAACGCCACGCUACUGCUUCGGGUGCGCCGGGCCUCGCUGCCCGCCCCCGGCCCCAAAUAAACCGCCCGCCCGCCCCAUACCGGCUGCUCCGCGAGGCUCUCUUGGCGGGGCAGCCCCGCUGCGCUAGCUCUGCGGAGGGGAGGGGGCGGCGCCCACCCGCCCCUCCGUAACCCGAGCCCCAGCUGGCGGGCCUGGCCCUGGGUCUUUGUCCUGUAGGUUCCUCUUUCUGCCCGGAGGGCUAAGCUGCUCCAGGGGAGGGAGGGCCCGGGGCCGCCCCAGCCCAGCGCCUCCUGGGCCAGCGUGCAGCCAGCAGAUCCCUGCAUCCAGACGCGCACAGGACCACAAGCACGUAGGGACACUUCCCACUGCACCAGAGCCCCUGCCCCCGCCCUGGCAGAACUGCACCCGGGCACCCACUUCCACGACACCCCCACACCGAGCUGAGCUGCCGGGGCACAGGCAGGAGGGCACAGGGCACUGCCCUGUUACUGACUGGCGUGCAAACGUGCAGUGCACACCAGGCCACAAGCGCGUCAUGGACACCACCACAUGCACGCCCACUGCAGGCUGACCCACCCCCAGUAUCUCUAGAAACCAACAGUCCAACACAGUUGUGUGUGUGUGUGUGUGUGUGUGUGUGCUGGGCAUAUAUCCAAACACAUGCACCGUCACACAAUAAAGGUGCCACAUAGGACUGCCAGUCGACCUGCCCGCCAGGCACAGCCUCAGCACAA